CUCCAUCAACGUCAUGUUUUGAGACCUCCUCAAUCACCAACCACCCACUUGUUUUCAAUACACAUCUGCGACUCCAUAAUUCUCCCACAACUGCCCCAUAUGUCUAAAUUGAGACCUCUAGUUUCUGGCCUGGCGCCCGCUGUACGUGUGUUCAGGAGAAUUAGCCGUGACGUCAAUCCCCGUCACCACGCAUUUUCUGCGCGCGUAUACAUAAGCUCUGCGUCUACAUACCACAGCUUAUCUUCCCCUACCACAUUUUAUUAUUCUACAAACUCCUCCAAAUUUCCGUAUCAUCUAUCCAAUACCCUUGCACAAAAGAGCCAAUUUGGAAAUCUUCGACAAAAGUCGCAAUCACGCAACAUGUCCAACAACGCCGACCUCCUCAUCAACAAGGUCUUUGAUGUCAAAGACAAAAUCGCCCUCGUCACGGGGGGAGGCUCUGGCAUUGGAUUGAUGAUCACGCAGACGCUUGCUGUCAAUGGCGCCAAAGUGUACAUUGUAGGACGUACCGAAGAGAAGCUGGAGAAUGUUGUGCAACAUCACGGGAAAGACAUCGCAGGACAGAUUAUUCCUAUCACGGCAGAUGUGAGAAGCAAAGAGGGCGUAGAGAAACUCGUCAAAGACCUCGAAUCAAAAGAGUCCCACCUCGAUAUUCUCGUCAACAAUGCCGGAAUCGCCGCGCCAAAAACCGAAACCACCGCCGAAACUCCCGAGAAGCUUCGCGAAAACCUGCUCAACCCCACAUCCGUAGACGAAUGGACAUCCCAAUACGCCACAAACGUCGUAGGCCCAUACCUACUUACCACCGGAUUCCUCCCUUUACUCAAUAAAGCCACUGAACACACCUACGGCUACUCCGGCACCGUCGUAAACAUAUCCUCCAUCAGCGGCAUGGUGCGCAUCUCGCAGGGUCAUUUCUCGUAUAACGCGAGUAAAGGCGCUGCUGUGCACCUCAACAAGAUGCUAGCUACCGAAAUCGCAAAAGCAGGGUUUAAGAUCCGGAUUAACAGUAUCGCGCCUGGUGUGUUCCCGAGUGAGAUGACGACGCAGGAGAGUGGGGAUAAUCAGAAGAGCAAGAUGCCCAAGGAUCACAAGGGCGGAUUGCCGAGUCAGAGACCGGGGAAUGAUAGGGAUAUGGCGGCGACGAUUUUGUUUGUUGUUGGAUGUCAGUAUUUGAAUGGGCAGACUGUUACUGUGGAUGGUGGGUAUUUGAUCCAGGCGGGGACUUAG
Molecule: messenger RNA, 1230 nt
Organism: Periconia digitata
Lineage: Eukaryota; Fungi; Ascomycota; Dothideomycetes; Pleosporales; Periconiaceae
Source: the annotation of a GenBank genome assembly